This is a messenger RNA of Amoebophrya sp. A25, 1808 nucleotides long. NCBI's taxonomy places the organism in Eukaryota, Dinophyceae, Syndiniales, Amoebophryaceae. The record is from the annotation of a GenBank genome assembly.
UCCCUGCCUUUGCUCCUAGGCUUGACCAUUUUGGAACCGUAGGGGCAGUAGCGUAGUUUGUUAAGGAGAUUAAGAACUCCCCCCUACGCCGGUAGCUACGCGGAAAAUAUGUAGGCAGGUUUUGACUUAUCGGAACUCACUUGCAAUAUACGCAGGUAGGUUGUGAUUUAUCGGAACUCGCUCACGAUACAAAAAAAAAAAAUGAGACUAUUUGUAUUGUAUUGUAUCUUCUAGGAAUUUUUCUCAUAUCUACUUAUCAGAGAACUUGGCGUCAGUUCUCGAGUUACACUUUGGUAAUGUUUUUCAAUACGGCACGAAAGUUACAGAAUCAAGGCAAUAGCUUGUAUUCCAGAAUCAAGAUUCUUGUAGCAGUUUUGCUGCAUCACGUUGAUCGUUUGAACAAGACAGAGGCUCUUUUACAUAUUUUACUAUAACUAAUAAUAUUCUCUUAGUCUUACCACCCGUUGAGGUUAUCUGGAUUGCUAUUCUUGUUGUACUUUUACGAAUUUGAAGCCCCAGAGUUAAAAAAAGUCUAUCUGUCGCGCAUCUUUGGGAAAAUCAUACACAUCAUCUGUAGAAGCAGUUUCGAUUAUCGGGCUCCGAUCAGCUAGAGGCAUGCCUCAUUGUCCUUUUUCUCCGUCACUGAAAGAAAAGAAUAAGAUCUAGUUUUGUUUUUAUGUUUCAAGUUGUAGGAGCGGGAGUCACAGUCAGAGGAAGUCACGACUCUUCUGCGCUUGAAGGAACAUUGAUUGACGUCAUCAGUUCGGACGAAGCUUUAUUUUGUAGAAUUUGUGGCGUGGCGUUCAAGAGUCAGGUAGUAAUCCACUGGCAACAUAAAUUUGAAUGCUUGUAGCACCAAAAAUACUUUGCUGCGCUUUUCGAAGUGGACUGUGACGCCGAACAGAUCUACCCUAUAUAUAAAUCUCGCGAUGUCGGUGCACGUGGCGCUCUGACUUGAUCGAAGCGAAUGAGCUUGAACUUGAGUACUCCGGCCGUUAGACGCACUUUAUGACAGCCUCAAGACAAGGAGCCAGCACUUUUUGCAGAAGUGUGCUACCAUUCGCACACCGCUGCGUCUCCUUGGUUCCCAUCCUUUUGUGUAGCUUUUGCGCCAUUUUGAAUUACUUGUGGAUCGUCCUUAGCGACAGAUGGUAAGGGCGCCGUGAGCGCGUCACGCGCGAGACGACAGGGUCGCACGCGAACAUAAUAAUGAUAAUAAUAAUAAUGAUAAUAAUAUAGAUAACAGUCAAUAAGUACAGCGGGUAACGGUAAAUCGAUAGGCAUCAAUAUAGACAAGGAAGCCCCUAUGGCAUUCUGCGCGGAUUUCUGUGCGAAGUUCGUUGUAUAUGUUGUAAGAGUCGCUGAUGAAGCGGGCCUACGCGUCACUACUUGUGUGUGUGUGUGUGUGUGUGUGUGUGUGUGUGUGUGUGUGUGUGUGGCUGAUGUGACGAAGAAUGCUUCGCGUCCACUAUCGGGGAUACUCAGGAAUUACAUUCCAUCCACAGUGCCAUCCUUAGCUCUUUUUCCAGCUAGCAGAAGAGAAGCCAUGGAAGAUCUUCUGAGGGGAGUAAUUCUGUACUCUCUAGAGAUUUGAGAGGGCCGCCGACUCCUAAUCCGCGAUUAGAGGUUUUAUUUGAAGCGUCACUGGGUACACCACUAUUGCUACCACGAAGUAGCUUCGCCACCUAUGCGCAGCGUAUUACAAGUCGCCCGCCAUGCCCUUAGGUUUUAGGAACAAGCGCGCUCGGUAGGUUUGUGGGCGGGCAAACCCCUCACGCGGGUGGAUCGGUGUGCGGGUAGAUAGACUC